AUGGGCUGCGCGGAGCGUCACUUCCCGGCGGCGGGAGGCGAGCGGCGGGUGUCUGGGGCGGUGGGCGGCCCGCGGGGGCGGGGCGGCCGGAGGAGGCGUUGGCAGCGGGCUGGGACCCACGCGGCGCCGCGGCCCACCUGGCCUGCAGCGCUCCCACCCCCGGCAGCGGCGGCACGAUGCCCUUUGACUUCAGGAGGUGUGAGUGAAAUCAGGACAUCACCUGCUGCCGGAAGCUUCAUGGACCACCCCAUGGACCACUUUCUGGGUCCCCCUAGCACCUUCAGCAAGCCUUAUGAAGGAACACCAUUGUUUGACAUCUACAGGAAGGUGCCCAAGGACCUUACGCAGCCAACAUACACCGGGGCCAUUAUCUCUAUCUGCUGCUGCCUCUUCAUCCUCUUCCUCUUCCUCUCGGAGCUCACCGGAUUCAUAACGACAGAAGUCGUGAAUGAGCUCUAUGUCGAUGACCCGGACAAGGACAGCGGGGGCAAAAUUGACGUCAGCCUGAACAUCAGUUUACCCAAUUUGCACUGCGAAUUGGUUGGACUUGACAUACAGGAUGAGAUGGGCAGGCAUGAGGUGGGGCACAUUGACAACUCGAUGAAGAUCCCACUGAACAACGGGGCCGGCUGCCGCUUUGAGGGGCAGUUCAGCAUCAACAAGGUCCCAGGCAACUUCCACGUGUCUACACACAGUGCCACAGCCCAGCCACAGAACCCGGACAUGACCCAUGUCAUCCACAAGCUCUCCUUUGGGGACACACUGCAGGUCCAGAAUGUCCAUGGAGCUUUCAACGCUCUCGGGGGAGCAGACAGACUCACCUCCAACCCUCUCGCCUCCCACGACUACAUCUUGAAGAUCGUGCCCACGGUUUACGAGGACAAGAGCGGCAAGCAACGGUACUCUUACCAGUACACCGUGGCCAACAAGGAGUACGUAGCCUACAGCCACACAGGCCGCAUCAUUCCCGCCAUCUGGUUCCGCUAUGACCUUAGCCCCAUCACGGUCAAAUACACAGAGAGACGGCAACCUCUGUACAGGUUCAUCACCACGAUCUGUGCCAUUAUCGGUGGGACCUUCACUGUUGCCGGCAUUCUGGACUCCUGUAUCUUCACAGCCUCGGAGGCCUGGAAGAAGAUCCAGCUGGGCAAAAUGCAUUGA
Molecule: messenger RNA, 1161 nt
Organism: Puma concolor (puma)
Lineage: Eukaryota; Metazoa; Chordata; Mammalia; Carnivora; Felidae
Source: RefSeq, a predicted model, not a curated record